Trichoderma harzianum CBS 226.95 is the source of this 1116-nucleotide messenger RNA. RefSeq lists its product as hypothetical. The transcript is spliced from 2 exons. The annotation marks the transcript as partial. The record is from RefSeq and is a predicted model, not a curated record. NCBI's taxonomy places the organism in Eukaryota, Fungi, Ascomycota, Sordariomycetes, Hypocreales, Hypocreaceae.
AUGGUUCAUAUCCCAGGCGAGAUCAUCCUGAACAUUCUGACCGACGAAUGCAUCAGUAAGCCGGACCUCAAAAAUCUCCGUCUCGCUUCGAAAUGGAUUUCUACAUUCGCUACCGGCCUCUUAUUCUCCAGGAUAUACAUUUCGAAGCUCAAAUCUGACCGCGAAUCCUUCUUCAACAUCGCGGCCCGACCGCAUCUUGCAGAGGCUGUCCAGACUGUGACAUGGCUGGAGAUGUUGGAAGAUGAGACCUCAUUCACACACGUUAAACCAGGUUCGGAGGACCAAGACGUCGUUGAUGUCAACUUAUUUUCUCUUUUGCGACCCUUGGCGCGUGCAUUGUUCUGGCUGCCAUUCGAGGAGCACCUUGACGAGAGAAAGAGCACAACAAUGCGAAAUAUACGAAAGACGGAGAGACAGAGAGCUGAAGCAAUCCAGACUUUUACACCAAACUUCUUCGCCGCGCUCGACAAUAUGCCCAAGCUAAGAGAACUCACCUCUCAGCCAAUGCCUCCCGGGCGUGAAUUCGUCAAGCCAUUUGGACUAUCGCCAUCACAGUAUCCAUUCACGUGUCAGAUGUUUCUUCGAGCCAUGGGGGAGAGAGGCCUCCAGCGUAAUGAUGGAUUUUGCACCUUUCUGAUUCCAUACAUAGCCCAUAGGGCUGAUCUACCUACUCUCGAGCCCAUCACAAGGCUCCGUCUUGUCGACGAAUCCAAUUGGACAUGCACUGGGAGAUUUGAUGGAACUUUUAUCAAAAGCUUUGACAAUCUGACGCACCUAGAUCUUUGCGUCUCUAAUUUCCAUAAGGCCAGCCAAUUUGUGUGGCUGGGCCAAUGCCUCAAAGCAGCAACGCCACUUGAGGAAGUCCGGUUAUGUUUCGAACGUUCUCGAAUAUGUUCUGGCCAUACGUGGAAUUUCUUCCCCUAUCUUUUCCCAGAUGAUGGCAGAUAUUCCAGUCUCCGCACUUUGAUACUGGUAGAAAUGCCCUCAACGCGUGCAGUGUUUCAUCUCAUCAAAAAAGUGGCUAGUUCGCUGAAAAUACUUAGAUAUGAGAACACUCUUGUUACCGUUGAGCUACUGCAAAUGUUGUCAAAGGUACCCGAGUUACGGCUCGAGCAA